AUGGCGGUGGCUGCGAGAGAUGUGGUUUACGCAAAUGGGGACUAUUUCUACGUCCCGUGGUGGCAUACCAAGACCGGCGUCAUUGUGCGAUGGGUGAUUUUCCUAGUCUUCUUCGCGCUCGUCAUGGGCUACCUCAUAGGAGGAUAUUACCACGCCAAGGCGCGCAUUCGAAAGGGUCUCCAGCCACUGGCUUAUCACAGAUGUCUUGUUAGUCGUCGUUCCUACCAACCGACCUACCAGGAGCAGUGGCCGCAGUAUCAAUACAGCCACUACCCGCCCCAGCAAAACGGCCAGCAAAACGUCUACCCCAUGAACGACAUGCCUCUGCCGGCGUAUGAUCCCAACCGUCCGCCCAUGUACUCUGGUCCGCCGGGAGGUUCCAAGGUCGAUCCCUCGCAGAAUAGGGCGUCGACGCAUAGGAUGACGGAGGAUAACCCUGCGCCCGAGUAUGCGCCUCCUACUGGGGCGCCUCCUGCUCGGUAG
This is a messenger RNA of Metarhizium brunneum ARSEF 3297, 483 nucleotides long. RefSeq lists its product as uncharacterized. NCBI's taxonomy places the organism in Eukaryota, Fungi, Ascomycota, Sordariomycetes, Hypocreales, Clavicipitaceae. The record is from RefSeq and is a predicted model, not a curated record.